Messenger RNA from Drosophila elegans, 444 nucleotides. RefSeq lists its product as uncharacterized. The record is from RefSeq and is a predicted model, not a curated record. The coding region runs from base 77 to 424 and encodes 115 amino acids. The transcript has 4 exons. NCBI's taxonomy places the organism in Eukaryota, Metazoa, Arthropoda, Insecta, Diptera, Drosophilidae.
AAUCUAGUUGCCCGACAAAAACAUUUCAGUAAAAUAUAAAAGUAAUUAAUUGAAAUUAAUCGUCAAGUUGAAAAAUAUGUUCCGGGGGGCAUAUAAGGUCUUAGCUUUUAUAAAGCCAGGAGAUGUCUUGUUCAAGAAUAAUUUGAUCAAAAGUCGGCCGUUCAGCGAUCUUUUUGAUAAAGGUGGCAGAGACAGUGGCGGUAUCGAACCUUACCAUGUUAAAUUGCUCCAAGUCAACAAGGGAAAAGAGGCAAGGAUCAUGGAACUAACAGCACAAAUCGAGUCCCUUCAAAUGCAAAUUAAAGCCCUUGAGAAAACCAAGUCGUCGGAGGCCAAGGCUGCGAUGGAAGAACUUAUUGUAGUUCUCAAAGAACUUAAAGAAACGCAACACAUGCGCCACCUAUUGGAAAACAAUAUUUCAUAGCAUACUUUUGGGCUUUCGAA